GAGUUCUUGCCGCCGCCCGAGUGCCCCGUGUUCGAGCCCAGCUGGGAGGAGUUCACCGACCCCUUCGCCUUCAUCCACAAGAUCCGACCUAUCGCCGAGCAAACCGGCAUCUGCAAGGUGCGGCCGCCGCCGGCCUGAUCUUGAGAGGUGCUGAGUACCCUCCGUUCGAUACACUGAUGGACUGGCAGCCACCAUUUGCAUGUGAUGUCGAUAAACUUCAUUUUACUCCACGGAUCCAGAGGCUGAAUGAAUUGGAGGCUCAGACCCGUGUGAAGCUGAAUUUUCUGGACCAGAUUGCAAAGUUUUGGGAGCUCCAAGGAUGUACACUGAAAAUUCCACAUGUAGAGAGGAAGAUCUUGGAUUUAUUUCAACUUAAUAGGCUAGUUGCAGAAGAAGGUGGAUUUGACUUAGUCUGUAAGGAGAGAAAAUGGACGAAAAUAGCCAUCAGAAUGGGUUUUGCUCCAGGCAAGGCAGUGGGUUCACACAUCCGUGCCCAUUAUGAACGUAUUCUUUAUCCUUACAACUUAUUCCAAUCUGGAGCUAGUCUACUGGCACCUGACAUUUGUUCCAAACUGAUGUGUUUAGUGGAUCAUGCAGUUCUGGAAAAGAACUUCAGUGACUGCCAGUGUAAUAGUGAACAGUGGUGCUUUGAUGAAGAUGAGACAGGAUGCAAUGAGGUGGAUGAGUGAAUGAUGUGGACAGUGCAUAGAAACUUCAGGAUGCUUCAGACAUUUAUUGAUCAGCACCACACAGUGGAUCAGUAUUUCUGGGACCAAGAAACAAGCACUGAGCGGUGGAACACAUCACAUUGUGAUACAGAUCUGUGGCAAUCAGCAGUGGCUGCACUUUGAGAUGUGGGAGGCUAUGUCCCAGCCAUCCAGUGCAGAGACACCAGAAUGAGAGCUGCUUUGACAGUGGAAAAGCAUCUAGCAAUCAUGCUCUGGAAGCUUGUAGCCUCAUACUACUUUUGGGCUGUGGGCAAUCAGUUCAGAAUUUUAAAAUCUACUGUGGGGGCAGUUGUCAUCCUGGUGUGCAAGGCCAUGAAGCCUUUUGUGCUGCACAGUAUUGUGACUCUGGGGAACAUGCAAGAAAUAGGAGGAUUUGAAACAAUGUCCAUUUCCCUCCCUUCCGCACCCCCCUCCCACCCCAAAAGUGUGUGCAGGGUGAUAGAGGAGAUGCAAAUUCCAGUUCUGGGCCAUCCCACCUUGCCGCUGAGUACAUGAGCAGAAAGGGUACUUUUCCAGGGCUGUGCAAAUACUGAUGGAUCACUGGGGACAUUUCACUGACAUUAUUGUUGGAUGGACAGUGUGUGUAUGUGACACUUGCAUUUUGAGGUAUACUGGACUUUUCCAAAAGAUGCAAGCAUCAGGGCCGGCUCCAGGCACCAGCGAAGAAAGCAGGUGGUUGGGGCAGCCAAUGGAAAGGGGCGGCACGUCCGGGUCUUC
Molecule: messenger RNA, 1445 nt
Organism: Chrysemys picta bellii (western painted turtle)
Lineage: Eukaryota; Metazoa; Chordata; Testudines; Emydidae
Source: RefSeq, a predicted model, not a curated record